Cooperia oncophora is the source of this 477-nucleotide messenger RNA. The record is from the annotation of a GenBank genome assembly. Lineage: Eukaryota; Metazoa; Nematoda; Chromadorea; Rhabditida; Trichostrongylidae.
GUAGUGGUUGACAAUGAGAAAGAUAAGCCAGGUAGUGUCAAAGAGAUCAGUGCUAGAGAAGCUAAUGGCACGUGGCUUUCACACGAAGAAACUAGUGAAGUUGCCAAAAUGUUUAGACGAGUGAAAGCAAUGCUGCCUUCUAUAAAUUUCGAGUCCAGCGAGAAGUGGCAGAUUCUUUCUUACUAUCCCGGCGGCCACUACGCGCCUCACUUUGAUUACAUCACGUAUACUUCACCAAAACAGUGGAGUUAUUGGAUGAAGAAUUACGGACAAAGAAUGGCAACUUUUCUUCUUAUGCUCCAGCCUGCGACAAAAGGGGGAGGGACUCUUUUCCCGAAACUACGUGCAACAGUUAUGCCUUCACGUGGAGAUGCGAUUUUCUGGGCAAACAUGAAUGCCACUGGAGGAAAGGUGGAGUGCUCUGGGAAUAGCAGAGAACCUUCUACAAGCAUGUAUCUGUUUCUGCGUAGGUCAUGA